Messenger RNA from Lactuca saligna, 828 nucleotides. Lineage: Eukaryota; Viridiplantae; Streptophyta; Magnoliopsida; Asterales; Asteraceae. The record is from the annotation of a GenBank genome assembly.
AUGAGGAUUAUGAAGAAGCAAAAGCCAUGGGAGGUUAUUCUGGAUGAAAUCAAAGAGGAUACAAUCAGCUAUGGGGCGACGAAAGAUGGAACAACAAUCAAGAUCGAUCUUACUCAUCUACACCCGUAUGUCUCAAGUUAUGCUAAGGCCUCAUCUAUCAUCCAUCAUGUGAUGAAAGUGGCCCACUGGAUUCUUGCUUCGCUUGUCGCCCCUAGAGAAGAGCGAAACACCAUUAGCGCUCUUGAGCUCAAAAUACUCUAUGCUACGGCCCACCCUGAUGAUAAUCUUAUUCCUCACUAUGGCAUAUUGCUUUGUAACAAACUCACUCGUAUUAGCACAUCACGGUAUGGCAAAAUAUCUUGUGGUGGCAUUGUCAGUUUAUUUGCCAAAAGUGCUCCAGUCUGGGCCCCAUAUCCCAGAAUUCACCAACCUCUUCCCGGUGAGACAUACCUUACCAUGGGAGUUCUUGAAUCUAUGAGAAUAUUUCGGGCAGAAGACGGGAACCAUAAUUGGACCGUGGGUCAAAACCACAAUCCAAGGCUCAUCAUUGCCCCUGAGAACCGGGAUAUCCUUUCCCUUAGGCAUCCUAACAACUUCACCAACUGGAAAAUCACACCAUAUCUCUUCCCCGACUCCUUCUCCGAAGAGGAAGAUGGAGAACGUGACGAGAGUGGUGGGGCGGCACCACAAAAUUCUCCUCCUAUGGGUGGUGCCAGCUCAUCCCAUCAGGCUGGACACCCAUCCUAUCACCAGCAACAUAUGGAUCAUUUCCAAUCGAUCCAUACCCGCCUCGACACUUACAAUCAAGAUCUUGCGAGCCUGACUUAA